GUCUUACCUGCUCCUCCGUCUUAGGGAACCUUAUUCUCAUAAAUAAAAGCCUGAGAAAUGUCUUAUCGCAAACCUCCAAGAACAGGCUUUUUCUUCGAUCUACAGGUGUUUUUGUGUUUCCUUUGGCAUGAAGCAUCACAGUAGGAAGUACUCGCCACCGCGACACUGUGUCGUCGGGUCGCCGCAAGAGGUGCCUCAGCUGAAUCGAUUACCGACCUUUCGGGCGGAAGAAAGUAAGCUGAUGGAGAAGAAUUCACCUAAAGCCAAAUCCAAAAUGAAGGUGAAGGUGAAGAAGAGAGCUUCGUCUCCCAAAAGGCCGCGCGUCUCUCCAAAGCCCGUGCAAAGCGACGCGCUUCCGAAGGUGGCGGAGAACGGAGGAGCCGGACAGCGGUCCAGAAAGAGGGGCUUCAAACCCCCAGAUGUGAGGACGAUAUUCGACCCGCGUGUGAAGGUAGAGAGAGGAGAAGGACACACGUUUUGUGAGGACGCGACGCACGCUUGGUGCGAUGUGUGCUGCUCGUAUAUCUUUCAAAAUGGCUUGACAUGCACAGGUUGCAAAUACACAUGUCAUGCUCAGUGUCGUGACCAGGUGGCGCUAGACUGCCAUCAGAACGGAUCCUUUAAUGGCUGCCCACUCAGUGCUCUUGCUCAGGACCAUCUUAACAACAACCAGUCCUCACACGGCGAUGUGGAGAAAGAGAAAGAACUGCGCACUCAUCUCACUCACGAGGAGAUCAGACAGAAGGUCGAGCAGUACAACGCAGAUUCACGUGACCACUUUAAAAUGACACUGAGUGCUAACGGCAUGUACACAGGCUUCAUCAAGGUGCAGAUGGACCUCCGGAGGCCCAUCACAGUGAAAGGAGGUGGGGCUGGAGGGCUCAAAGGUCAAGAGGCAUUUUACCUUCCGCGCGGCUCCAUAAACACCCUGCACAUCAGCAGCACUAACACGGUGCGACAGGUGAUCGAAGCCCUGCUGAAGAAGUUCACCGUGGCCGACAACCCCGCCAAGUUCGCCUUGUUCAAACGCUUCAGCAGAGAAGACCAAGUGUACACCUGUAAGCUGGCAGAGGAAGAACACCCUCUGUUCCUGCGUCUGGUGGCGGGACCCAGCACUGACACGCUCAGCUUUGUCCUAAAGGAGCAGCAAACCGGUGAAGUCAUGUGGGAUGCCUUUUCCAUCCCCGAACUGCAUAACUUCCUCCGAAUCCUGGAUAAAGAGGAACAGGACCAGGUCUCUUCAAUAACCAGACGCUACAACACCUACAAAGAGAAACUGGAGGAGGCCAUGAGAGCAGUGGGCGGCCCGGGAUAAAGCUUACAUGCCGAGAGAAGGAACUGUAGCACUGCUGCCUCUAGUGGUCACUGUCUGUAAUGAACACUAUUAGGUGUCACUGUGCCAAGUGAACACCCUGUCUCAGAAACUCCGAGGAGAGCACUGACCUCCCAGAAUGCACCUCAGGUGCCAUAUUUACCCCUCCGCCCUCGUGAUCUUUCACAGUUUCGGCCGUCGCAGUUAUUUCUGUAUGUUUUCUGUUCUUUUACCUCCUGAAGUUGUGAACGACGCAAACGUGAAAUAGUUUUUUUUUUUUUAUUUAAUUGUUGGAUGCUGUGGUUUGUAAAUAUUUCUGUUAGUUGUUUUAAUUUAUGUGGGUGAAGUUUUAUUCUUUUGUUUAUUUUACUGAAAGAGUCUUAUUUUAUUUCAAAUAUGCUUAUUGACCAGAAACUGAUGGAAUUGGGGAUUGUUUUUGUUUUAUAUUAAAUACCAGUUGACUCAUAAUGUGCCCUACCAAAGAUAGUGUUGGCAUUUGACAAAUGUAGCAUGAGACCAAACGGGACAGGAAGAGCAUGUUUGUGAUGGAGAAGAUUGAAUGUGAUGUAGGGGAGGAAAUGAAGACUAAAGCAAUGUAGCAUGUCAUAAUCAUUAGUUGCUGAACGGAUGGUAUAAAUGCAAAUUAGAAACCAAA
This is a messenger RNA of Megalobrama amblycephala (Wuchang bream), 1967 nucleotides long. It is a transcript of the gene rassf3, whose product is annotated as Ras association domain family member 3. NCBI's taxonomy places the organism in Eukaryota, Metazoa, Chordata, Actinopteri, Cypriniformes, Xenocyprididae. The coding region runs from base 128 to 1315 and encodes 395 amino acids. Gene Ontology annotation, biological process: signal transduction. Gene Ontology annotation, cellular component: cytoplasm. The record is from RefSeq and is a predicted model, not a curated record. The transcript is spliced from 6 exons.